This is a messenger RNA of Coffea eugenioides, 1116 nucleotides long. RefSeq names its product putative pectate lyase 2. Gene Ontology annotation, molecular function: pectate lyase activity. The coding region runs from base 1 to 1116 and encodes 371 amino acids. The transcript has 4 exons. The record is from RefSeq and is a predicted model, not a curated record. Lineage: Eukaryota; Viridiplantae; Streptophyta; Magnoliopsida; Gentianales; Rubiaceae.
AUGCUAGCCAUCAUUUGCUGUUUCUCGACAUUCCAAGCCCUUCAGAUAAAAAGUACCCCAGAUCAGGACAUUGGUUUCAAUGCGAUCGAUACUUGUUGGAGAAAACACGGGGAUUGGGCUACCAAUCGCCAAGCCUUAGCUGAUUGUGCCAAAGGAUAUGGAGCUGGUGCCCAAGGAGGUAAAAAUGGUGCCACAUAUGUUGUCACUGACCCUUCGGACGACCCCAUCAACCCCAAAAAGGGGACACUCAGAUAUGGGGCAAUCCAGAGGGAACCUCUUUGGAUCGUCUUUCAAGGGGACAUGAACCUAAAACUGAAAGACGUUGAAAUUUUUGUUAAUAGUUACAAGACUAUAGAUGGAAGAGGUGCUAGAGUUGAGAUUGGAAAUGGACCUUGCCUUAGAAUCAAUGAUGUGGAGCAUGUUAUUGUCCAUGGAAUCAACUUUCGUAAAUGUUUGCGUGGGAUACCUGGAUUGGUUCGGAUUGAUCCUGAUCAUCUUCUUAACACAAGUUCUAAUGGAGUACCUGACGGAGAUGGCAUUAGAAUACUUUCAUCUAGCCAUGUUUGGGUUGAUCAUUGUCACUUUUCUAAUUGUGCCGAUGGUCUUCUUGACAUAUCCCAUAAAUCAACUGCCGUGACUGUGUCCAACAACUAUUUCACUCAGCAUGACAAGGCAAUGCUGUUAGGGCAUUCGGAUAAGUUUCCCCAGGAUAACAAGAUGUAUGUCACCUUGGUAUUGAACCAUUUUGCUUCUGGACUAACCCAAAGAAUUCCUAGAGUCAGGUACGGAUAUGUUCAUGUAGCAAACAAUAAGUAUGAUGAAUGGGGAAUGUAUGCUAUCGGUGGCAGCUCGUGUCCAACAAUACUGAGCCAAGCCAACUAUUACAGAGCGAAAAAUGAUUCUGAUGCUAAACAGGUUACCAGGAGAAUUUCAAACGAUUCGGGGCGGAAAAAUUGGUCAUGGAAUUCCAAGGAUGAUGUAUUUCUUAACGGGGCAUAUUUUGUUUCAUCCGGGAAUGUUUGGACGCCUAAUUAUUCUGCAUCCCAAGCAUUUGAAUUGGCUCCAGGAGGAAGUGUACCUAUUUUGACUCUUCAUGCUGGUCCUCUCCAAUUAUAA